CGGUGAUUGGGAUACUAGCUUUGACAAUCUUUAUAAGUUUAAGGCACAAGUUGAGAUGGUCUCUCCUGGUAGUUUAGUUGACAUUGAACAUCACAAAAUAAAUGACAAGAUCAGAUUUAGUAGACUGUUUGUUGCUUUUAAACCAUGCAUAGAGGGGUUUCUUAGUGGUUGUAGGCCAUAUCUAGCAAUAGAUAGCACUUUCUUGACAGGAAAGUAUAAGGGGCAAUUGGCUACUACUUGUGCUGUUGAUGGUCAUAACUGGAUGUAUCAUGUUGUUUUUGGAGUGAUGGAUUCUGAAACCAAUGAGAACUGGACUUGGUUCAUGCGAAUGCUUAAGAAGUUAAUAGGAUCACCAAGAGGCUUAGCCAUAUGCACUGAUGCUGGGCAAGCAGUGAUGACAGGAGUGAAAGAUGUGUUUCCAGAAGCAGAACACAGGGAGUGUAUGUACCACUUGGUAACAAACUUUAAGAAGAGGUAUCGUGGAAAGGUGUUUGAUGAACAUCUAUGGCAGGCUGCAUAUGCAUUGAAUCCAUACAUCUUUGAGAAGCACUGGGCUGAAAUAGAAGAAGCAAACCCAGCUGCAACACAAUAUCUAAGGCAGUGGCACACUAGAUUAUGGACAAGAAGCCAAUUCUCAACAGCCAGUAAGGUUGACUAUGUGACUAACAAUUUAGCAGAGAGCUUCAACAACUGGAUUAAAGACUACAAGUCCUUGAACUUGGAUGAUCUCAUGGACAGAAUUAGACAAUUGCUUAUGCAAAAGUGGAACCGAAGGAGGAAAAUCUCAAACAUUUUGGAAGGGUUAAUUCUGCCCCACAUAUUGAAAAGGUUGAAUGAAAGGAGCAGGGACUUGGACUUGGAUGUGAUAGAAUGUGGAAAUGGGCUUGCUGAAGUUUCUGUAUUGUCUGGCAGUGGCUUUAGGUGUGUGGUCAACCUACAUGACAAAACAUGUACUUGUAGACAAUGGCAAGUUUCAGGCAUUCCCUGUGUACAUGCUUUAGCAUUCAUUACUUCACUUAGCAAUGCAUCCCUAGAGAAUUAUGUGGACCCCUUCUACUCUGUAGAGAGAUUUAGAACAAUCUAUGCUCAGCAACUCCCUGCAUUGGUGGACAAGUCUCAGUGGCCAAAAUCUGAACAUGGAUUCUUCAUGAAUCCACCACUUUUAAAGGCUGUAGCAGGUGGUAGGAGAAGAACUGAGAGGUUCAAAGGAUGUGCAGAGAAGAAAAAGGGGCAGCACAAAUGUAAGGUUUGCAAGGGCUAUGGUCAUCGCUGGUACAAAUGCAGGGAAGGUGACCCGGAGGACAUUGCAGCCCUGUUGGCUGAAAGGCCACCAAAGAAGAAGACAAAGAAAACUACCAUGGCAGCCACUGAGUUAAGCAUUGUCCCAUUGGAUGAUGCAGCAGCACCCUGCAUGAGUUUUCCACCAAGCCAAAACAGUGAACUUUCAGCUAAGAAAAAAAGAAAAGGUCGCACCUCAAGUUCUGGAAAAGGAAAAUAUGUCAGGUCAAGGAGAAUAAGUGGAUCCAAUCAGCCCGAGGCCCUCUCCAUUGAAUAUCCUGUGGUUUUGUCUAAUUCCGGACAACAAACCGAGAAGGCACCAACCAAAACUAGAGGCAAGAAAAGGGCUGCAGUCAAGGAGAAGACAGAAAAGGUAAAGAAGCUCAAACUUGACAGCCCUGCAAUGGGCACUAGAAGCAAAACAACAUAUCCAAGUAGCCCAGCAAUGUCAACAAGAAGUAAAAGAAGGCUCAGUCUGUGAAUGGAUGCUUAUUUAUUUUGUUUUGGUGGUGCUUUGCAUGAGCAACUAUGAUGUAAUGUGAUUCUGGCCUUAUGUAUGCAUGAACAACUUAGCAUUUCAUCACCAGUGAGAUCUCUCACCUAGUAGUAUAAUCCUUUUGCUUGGCCACAAUGAACACAUGAUAUAAUGUGAUCUGUACAUUGUUUAAUGGCCAUAAGGUAAUGUCACGGUCUGGGUCAUGUCUCUUGAACCUGAUGUGUUA
Panicum virgatum (switchgrass) is the source of this 2000-nucleotide messenger RNA. RefSeq lists its product as uncharacterized. The coding region runs from base 56 to 1759 and encodes 567 amino acids. Lineage: Eukaryota; Viridiplantae; Streptophyta; Magnoliopsida; Poales; Poaceae. Gene Ontology annotation, molecular function: zinc ion binding. The record is from RefSeq and is a predicted model, not a curated record. The transcript has 4 exons.